Molecule: messenger RNA, 348 nt
Organism: Penicillium mononematosum
Lineage: Eukaryota; Fungi; Ascomycota; Eurotiomycetes; Eurotiales; Aspergillaceae
Exons: 1
Coding region: 1-348 (115 amino acids)
Source: RefSeq, a predicted model, not a curated record
AUGCAACAAAACCCCUCCUCCCAAGUCGGAAAGGCUAACCCGAGAUUCGACCCGUGCAGUGGCGCGCCUACCCCUGGCAAAGGAAAGCGUAAGGGCCGCGAGGGAUCGGAAAGUUCAUCUCCUGGUGACCCUAUUGAGGGUCUGGUGGAUCCCGAGACACUGGCUAAAGGAGGUCCCCUGGUUGGACCUGGCGCCGCCCGCGAACUAGACAAAAGAAGAAAGGAGGAGAGCGGAAAGGAGGAAGAGAAGGGCAGCCUGAACAUCAGGAUUCAUCUGGACUUGCAUGCCAAAGUGAGAUUGGACUUAGAGGCUGACUUAUAUGGAGAUAUUGUGAUUGGUUUACUGUGA